Messenger RNA from Camellia sinensis, 2780 nucleotides. Lineage: Eukaryota; Viridiplantae; Streptophyta; Magnoliopsida; Ericales; Theaceae. The record is from RefSeq and is a predicted model, not a curated record.
ACUCUGUUUCUCUGUCUACUUCCUCUCUCUCUCUCUCUCUCUAGGCUAGAGCCUUUCCAUUUUGUCUCUCUUAUGUGUAUACACAUAUGUGUGAAUCUGAAGCGUUAAUGGUCACUGAUUUUGAUUUUGUGCUCCGUUCCGUUUAAGCUUCUCUAACGAUUCCUUGCUUUCUUUCACUACUCUCAGACCAAAUAUAUCCGACUUGUCUGGUGAGUUUUUCGCUACUUCACGAAGACCUGGGAACUCAAGUCUUAACAAUUUGAAAUCGUUUUUCCUUUACUUUCCGUUCCUUUCCUUUCUAUUUUCUUGGAAACCAAACGAGGACUGCAAGAAGAUUGACCUUGCUUUUGGCUUUUUUAUAUAACUUACCCCGGGCCUCAGUUCGAUCGUAUUUGAUUGCGUAGUAGUAACACCCCUAUACACCCCUAUAGGUUAUAUGUAUAUGCUCUGUUUGGAUGCCAAGAAAAUGCGAAGGAAAGAGCAUAAUUCUUCAAUUAUAACUGAUAUUUUUUACCGAAGAAAAUUUAGAUAUCUUCUCAAAUGAGACGUGACGAUAUUGCUUCACUGGAAUGAGUUUUUCAGUGUUCUGAUCCAAGGAACUAUAAGCAUUAUGAUUUGAAAAAUGUCACACUCAUCAGACGAAGACACAGAUAUAAGUGAUUCAGAGUUGGAUGAAUACGCUGAAGAAUGUUUCGAGAACUUAAGGAAUGGUAGUGUAAAGGUGAAAGAAUCAGAUGAAACAUUUAGAUGCCCAUACUGCCCUGGGAGGAAAAAACAGGAUUAUCAAUACGAGGAGCUCCUUCAACAUGGUGUUGGGAAGCGUUCACAGAGCAGGAGUCUAAAGGAGAAAGGGAAGCAUUCAGGCCUAGUGAAGUACAUGGAAUUGUAUGUUAAUGUGAAUGCAAAUAGGUCAUUGUCAAAAUCCACAGUGGAGGCUACUGAGCCUCAUAAGCUCAAUGACGCAAAUGAGCUAUUUGUUUGGCCUUGGGUGGGAAUUGUAGGAAACCUCCCUGUUGAGAAAAAGGAUGGGCGUUGCAUUGGGGAAAGCGGGUCGAAACUUAGGAAUGAUUUGGCUAGACAAGGGUUUAACCCAGUGAGGGUUCAUCCUUUGUGGACAUAUAGGGGCCAUUCUGGGUUUGCACUGGUGGAAUUUAACAAAGAUUGGCCUGGAUUUAAUAAUGCCAUGUUGUUUGAGAAGACUUUUGAGACAAAUCAUAGGGGCAAGAAGGAUUACUAUAAUGCAAAGUACCUUGGAGAGGAGAUGUAUGGAUGGGUUGCCCGGGAUGAUGACUUCCACACAGACAGUAUCGUUGGUGAGCAUCUGCGAAAGAGUGGAGACUUGAAAACUAUUUCUGACAUUGAAGCAGAAGAUAAGCGAAAAACUACAACACUUUUGACAAAUCUGACUAAUGUUAUUGAGGUGAAAAAUACACGCCUCAAGGAGAUUGAGUGUAAAUACAAUGAAACUUCGAUGUCACUGACCGUUUUGAUGACUCAAAAAGAUGAGAUGCACAAAGCUUAUAAUGAAGAAAUUAGGAAGAUGCAGCAGAAUGCUCGCGGUCAAUUUGAAAGGAUUUUCAAGGAGCAUGAAAAGAUUACAAUGCAGUUAGCAGCACAGAGCAAAGAGCUCGAGCAGCGUGAGAAAGAAUUGGAGAAACGAGAGGCCCGAAAUGAAAAUGAGAAAAAGCAGCUCUACUCUGAGAAGGAAAUGAAUGAGAGAGCAACCUUGGAGCAAAAGAAAGCAGAUGAAAAUAUUUUACGGUUGGCAGAAGAUCAACAGAGAGAAAAAGAAAAGCUUCGUAGAAAGAUUAUUGAACUACAAAAGAAACUUGAUGCCAAGCAAGCAUUGGAGUUGGAAGUUGAGGGUAUGAGUGGGGCACUACAAGUCAUGAAACACAUGGAUGAUGACGGGGAUGUGGAGCUUAUGAACAAGAGGGAUGAAAUUCAGCAAAACUUAAAAGAGAAGAUACAGGAUCUUGAAGACCUGCUAUCCCUAAAUCAAGCUCUCAUUAUUCAGGAAAGAAAAGGCAACGAUGAGUUGCAAGAUGCUCGCAAGGAGUUAAUUAAUGGCUUGAAGGAACAACAUUCCCGGGCUUUUAUUGGCAUUAAGCGGAUGGGAGAGCUUGACAGUAGGCCAUUCCACAUUGCGGCCAAGAGAAAGUACGGUAAUGAAGAAGCUGAUGACAAAGCUAUGGAGCUAUGUUCAUUAUGGGAGGAGUACCUUAGGGAUCCUAGCUGGCAUCCUUUUAAGAUUGUCAGACAAAGCAACAAGGAAGUGGAAAUCAUUGAUGAAGAUGAUGAAAAACUGAAAGAUCUAAAGACUCAGUUUGGUGAUGAAGUCUUCUUGGCUGUGACAAUUGCUUUGAUGGAGAUGAAUGAGUACAACCCCAGUGGUAGGUACAUAAUAUCAGAACUGUGGAAUUACAAGGAAGGAAGGAAAGCAACACUGGGAGAAGGGGUAUUGCAUAUAGUCAAGAAGUGGAAAGCGCAGAAGCGAAAGAGAAACUAAAAGGAAGUCCAGUCGUACAUUUUUGGGACAGAGGAAUACCUGGAUGAGCUGAAACAUGUAAGUUUUUUGAUUCAUACUGGAUCAGAUAGGAAUAUUGGAAGAACUAUUAAAACUUUGUUCCUUUACUAAUUUCCACAAGCUGUUAGAUAGUUGGAGUACAUUAAAUAUUGCUAGAUUGCAGUACAUGUCCUUUUGUUUUUCUGGAUUGAUAAUGGAUUGUUGACAAGCAUAUAAAAGAGAAGCUUAAGUUUUUAUCUUUGUGAUUUGAUGA